AUGGCAGAAAAAGUCUUAGAGAAGUUAGGUAUCCUGGAUGAUCAGGCAAAGACACUCUUGGCCCAAAGAGAAAAGAUAAACAAGCUUCAGAGUGGAGGAAGGAAAAAGUCUUUGAUUACUCCUCUGACAUUCAAUUUUCAGUUGGAAUUUGAAGAGCCUAUUGCUAAAUCUGCACUUAAGACAGGAUCAAGGAUUACAGAGGCUAAAUCUUAUGACAUUGAAAAACAAAAAAGGUGUAUCACCUUCAAAAGUGAUCCUGAACAUACAAACAAACAUUUUGAAAACUCAAAUUUAAGACUAUGCUUUAAUCCAACAAAUGCAAAAAUACAAGAAAAUAAAUCAAUAGCUCAAACCAAAAAUAAAUCUACAGUAACAUUUGAUUCUGUCGGCCAUUCAGAAGAUUUUAUAAAUGAAAGAAAACUACCUCCCUUACAGAUGAAUGAUUUUAGUAUAGAAGAAAGUAAAUCGAUCAGAGAUUAUCAAUUAAGUGAGCAUUGUUCAGUAAAAAAGAAAACCUUGCUUCCCUUGUGCUUUGAAGAUGAAUUGAAAAUGCCAAAUGCCAAGAUAAUUGACAUUAAUUCACCAAAGACAGCAAUUUCUCACAUGGAACAAAAUUAUACAAAUCCUAUAAUUUUCCAUGAGGCAGAAUAUGUACAAAUGUUACUUUUGACAAAAAAAAAGUUUCCUCCUCAUCUUAUGGGAAAUGAAAACAUUUACUCUCAUAAAAGAACAAAUAUUGUUUUAGAAAGAAAUCGUGGAAUUCUCAAAUCUUUAAUCCAUGAUCAAUCUAUUACUCCUUCCAAUCUCAAAAUGACUACAGCAUGGAGGGAAAAUAUGAAAACACCACGUUUUGAAGUGAAAUGCAGAGUUGUAGAGGAUAAACCAAAGAGGAAAACUAAUAAGCAGAUAUUAGAAAAGAGAUGUCAGAAUAAAGCCUAUAACUUCUCACAGAUACUUUCCAGCCUAACAAAUAAAUUUGUGGGUGUCCCUGAUAAAACUGUUAUUCAAGAAAUGAGUACUGAAACUGGCAAAUUUGAAAGAAUGUUUUCUACCAUGAAACCAAUGAACUCACACAAACCCAGUGCCUCAACUGUCAAAUGUUCAAAGCCUUUAAAAAAUAUUCUCAAAGUACAUAAAUUAAAUACUGUAACACCAUUGGAUGAUUUUUUAAACUUGUCAAAUAAAACUUAA
Molecule: messenger RNA, 1191 nt
Organism: Orycteropus afer afer
Lineage: Eukaryota; Metazoa; Chordata; Mammalia; Tubulidentata; Orycteropodidae
Source: RefSeq, a predicted model, not a curated record